AUGAGGGAAAUCCAACCACAAUUCAAUCCAGGAGGGAUAGAAAAACAGUUCGGUCGAAGCAGAACUCAAUUGGCCCGAGUAAAAAAGGAGAUAUCACAUUCACAAUCACUCUCUCGGCCAGAAUCGACGAACCAAGCGACAAUGCUCGACCAUCUCCCAAACGGCACGACCGAAGUCCACCAAACUUCACAGGCGACCUCAAAACAUCAUUUUGGUCGGCAAAUCCAAAAGAUAGGACGAGAAAAGUGCCUGCUACGUGAGAUAGACGAGGAAGCUCAAUACGGCCGACGGCGAUGCAUAGAAUGGCCGACGAACUCAAAACCUCAAGAAGGCGCGAACACCGGUGGAAACUGA
Molecule: messenger RNA, 354 nt
Organism: Microthlaspi erraticum
Lineage: Eukaryota; Viridiplantae; Streptophyta; Magnoliopsida; Brassicales; Brassicaceae
Source: the annotation of a GenBank genome assembly